Messenger RNA from Fomitopsis serialis, 1038 nucleotides. RefSeq lists its product as uncharacterized. The record is from RefSeq and is a predicted model, not a curated record. NCBI's taxonomy places the organism in Eukaryota, Fungi, Basidiomycota, Agaricomycetes, Polyporales, Fomitopsidaceae. The coding region runs from base 22 to 843 and encodes 273 amino acids. The transcript is spliced from 8 exons.
AAAAGUAACUCGUCCAUAACCAUGUCGGCUCAAGUUGCCUUGCCAGGUGACUUCGGCGCAGACACGCCUCCGCCAUAUAGUGAGAACGUCCCCCACAACCUGCGUCGAGCCACCGCCCGUCUUCAAUUCCCGCCCUCAUAUGUCGUCGUCGGCAUAUAUAGACUCUUCACGGAUAGGAAUCUGUUUGUCCCAGCAUGGAAGAAGUGCCAGCAUGGAGUCGUGAGAGGUCUGGGAGUUGGGUUGGUGUGGGCAGUAUCGACCUUCAAGCUUCAGCGUUGGAUCAUAGAACGUUUCUACAUGAAUUCUCCUCGAGUUCUGGGUCUCUCGACUACGGGACGACGUUGGGGUCUCGCCACGUUCUUCUUCGUGGCCACGCAAGUUUCUGGCAUCGUCACAUAUUUCGUCUCUCAUGGUCUCCGCGUUGCACGAGAGCGAGCAUACAACCAAACCAUCGAGUCCAGGAAUAAGGGGCCGGACUUCUGGCAUCCGUACGUGGAGGAGUGGGACAAUCCUCCUACAGUAAGCAAGAGCGUUGGGUACUUCCAAGCGAAGGGUAUGACCACGGAACAGGUGUCCAUCUUCAUGGAGGAGCGCAAGUGGGACUACAGAGCGUUCGGCUUCGUCGCAGCUCUUCUUGAGCGCAUUCCGCUCCUCGGACUGGUAUUCUCGGUAUCGAAUCGCAUUGGCGCUGCUAUGUGGGCUGUCGAUCUUGAGAAACGACAGCAUUAUGUGGCUGAGAUGAGAAUACCUCCGGGAAGCAAAUCGAACCAAGUGAAGCUCAUUGAACGCUCACUAUUUACUGAAACGCCCAAUCGUCUUUCUAGAGAGUCGUCACAGGCCUGAUGGAAACCAUGCACUGCGCUCGUGCCCUCUGGCGUACCCUCGGAUAUGGCUUAGUAUCAGAUAUACUGUUGUGGUAACCCCAUUGAAACCGGUCGCUUUCGCGUCCCGCCUUACUCAAACACGGCGGCUUGGCACUUCAAGGCUACAGGUGAGCUGGCUGAGCUGCCAUCUCAUGUUAUGUACCGUUCACUUCAC